Bufo gargarizans (Asiatic toad) is the source of this 1211-nucleotide messenger RNA. RefSeq lists its product as uncharacterized. The transcript has 2 exons. The record is from RefSeq and is a predicted model, not a curated record. Lineage: Eukaryota; Metazoa; Chordata; Amphibia; Anura; Bufonidae. Bases 446 to 1081 code for a protein of 211 amino acids.
AUGCUUCCGGGUCGUGUGGUUUUGGUACGAUUUUGGGGUUUGAGUGGUGUGCCGGUGAGUGGCCUGCCACUUGGCGAUCUGCUGGUUUGUGCAAGAACCUCACGUUGUUGGAAUUGUUUCCGAUUAUUGUGUCGGUGGAGUUAUGGGGUGACCGAUUGGCCAAUAAGCAUGUUUCGUUUUGGACUGACAAUUUGAGUGUGGUUUAUGCUGUCAACAGCUUGUCUUCCUCUUCCCUCCCGGUUCUAUCUUUGCUUCGUCAUCUCGUCCUUCGGUGCCUCGAAUGUAAUAUCUAUUUUAGGGCUCGUCACGUUCCAGGAGUUGAUAACAAGAUUGCUGAUGCUCUCUCCCGUUUUCGUUGGCAGGAUUUCAGGUCCUUUCUUCCGGGAGCGGAUUUGGAGGGCAGGACGUGCCCGUCGUACCUGUGGGACCUGGUGGACAGGAGCUGAUGUCGUUGGUCCGAUCAUCGAUUUCCCCGGCUACUUGGCAGGCCCAUGGUCCUGGGCGUCCGGCCGUUUGGAUUCUCGGCCAUUCGUAUGUGUUCUGGGCAGCCCAGAGAGCCGAUUGCCGGCCCGGUGGGAGAUCCCUCGGCUUCCGUGAGGUGGAUGUGUCCUGGAGAGGAAUCCGUGGGUUGCGAUGGACUCAGCUCCUGUCCCAAGUGGUCGACAUUGGUUUGCAGGCCAGUGGCCCGGUGAUUCUGGUUUUGCAUGCGGGGGGUAACGAUAUAGGUUCUGUGCCCCUGGUGGAAUUGUUGGCCCUCAUUAGGUCGGAUUUGGAGCGUUUCCCUUCUUUUUUCCGUGAGGUGGUCCUGGUGUGGUCCGAGGUUGUCCCUCGGGUUGUAUGGCAGGGUGGGGAGGCGGUGGAGAGGUGUAGGAGGACGAUUAAUGCCCGUAUCUCCCGUUUUGUUCGGUCCCGGGGUGGUGUGGUGGUCAGACACCGGCAGCUGGAGGGCGAUAAUCGCUCAUUGAUGAGGCCUGACGGGGUGCAUCUGACGGAUAUCGGCUUGGAUAUUUUCCUUUCAGGUCUUCAGGAUGGAAUAGAGCAGGCCAUGUUUUUGUUGGGUGGUGGUCGGAGCCCCGUUUGAGGGCGGUUCUCCUCCGUGGCGGCAAGUUAUUUCAGCUUAAAGGUGUUGGAGAAAAAAUGGGCGAAUCCGUCCGCUGGGAGACCAGCGGCUGGCGGAGAGCACGGUUCAAAGUUACGGUUUGCCGUUUGAA